Molecule: messenger RNA, 2515 nt
Organism: Thrips palmi
Lineage: Eukaryota; Metazoa; Arthropoda; Insecta; Thysanoptera; Thripidae
Exons: 9
Coding region: 413-2482 (689 amino acids)
Cellular component (GO): membrane
Molecular function (GO): ligand-gated monoatomic ion channel activity
Source: RefSeq, a predicted model, not a curated record
GCGGCACACGGCGGCACACUGCCGCCGUCGAGGUUGGCAACCCUGCCGCCCCGGGUGUCGCGAUGAGUACAGGUUGCCACCCGCGGCACUCAUUUACCGCACGUGGGCCUCUAAUAAUUUAUCGAGCCCCGAGACCCCUUACAGCAAACGGGCCUGAGGGCCCACUAGAGUCAAACUGUCAGUGAAGUAUCGAGUUGAGAGUUUUCUGAGGUUCGGCCCGGGCCGGCGAGGGUGACAGUCAAUCGAAUGAGGGCGAGGGCGAGGCGAGGGCGGCGCGCUGUCCGUGUCCGUGCGGUCUGUGGCUCGCCACCGUCAUCGCGCGCUCAAAUUCGAAAUUGGACACGCGUCGAAAUGUGAGCGGGUUGGUCGCAAGCGUGCGGCUCAGGGCCUCUUCCAGUCUUAGCUGGGAGACAUGAGGUCGGGUCCGGUGGUGCUGGCGCUCCUCGUAGUCAUGACCAUCGUCAUAGUCGAAGCCCCGCCGCCCGUGCCGCAGGCCCCCAGCCCCAACCCGCAGCAGGUCGCCAACCUGGUGAUGGACUUCGUGUCCGCGUACAUGACCGACAGCCGGCUGCUGACGGUGGUGGGUGACGCGCCGUGGCUGCCCGCGCUGCUGCGCCAGAUGAGCGCCGCCCUCUCCUCCAUGCCCCCCGUGCGGCUCCUGCGCGUCGGCGGGCGCGACAACCCCCAGGCCGACGACUCCGAGGAAGACGAGGGCGAAGGCGCCCCGGAGUUCGUGGGCUGGAUGGCGGCCCACAUCCUGGUGAUCGUGGACCGGCCCACGUUCACGGACGUCAUCGACGGGUUGAAGUGGCUCUCGCCGCCGUCGCAGCACCACCCCGUGCUGCUCCUCAUGCUUGCCGAGCACACGGCGAGGCUCAGCAACAGCGAGGCGCAGCAGAUGCUGAUGGCGGGGGUGAUUGAGGGGCACUGGCACACCGCCAUCCUGGAGCUGUCCGGUGUCGUGGUGGGCUUCAUCCCGUACCGCGGCGGCUGCGCGGUGAUUGCGCCGACACAGCUCGCGUCCUGGCGGCAGGGCCGCGGCCUCGGCCGAGGCUUCCCCGCGGGGCCCAUCUUCGUCGACCUCAAGCGGGUCACGCUCCAGGGCUGCCCGCUGCUCACGUCCUUCUUCGAGAUGCCGCCCAACGUCAAGGUGCUCCGCGACAACGGCACGUUGCGCAUCGUCGGCUUCACCGGCCAGGUCAUGGACGCCAUGGCCGCCGUGCUCAACACCUCCUUCAUCUUGCACGUGGGCAAGAGCGGCUUCGGGAAGUUCCGGGGCGUCAUGCUUCCCGGGCAGCUCGGCGAGACGGCCAGGGGCAGCACGGACGUGACGGUGGGGCCGAUCACGGGCCUGGCGGAGCGCACCGCCGUGCUGGAGUGGACCAACAUGCCGCUGACGGAGUGCUACGCCUGGUACGUGCCCUACGACAUCGGAUACCCGGAGCGCGCCGGGCUGUACGGGGUCAUCAACAGCUUCACGUGGCACAUGUGGGCGCUGCUGGCGGUCGCCGUCGUCUGCACCGCGUUCACCAUCGAGGUGCUCGUCGGUCUGCUCGUCGGUCCGGGACGAGGCGUGACGCUGGGCCGCGUGUCGUGGGCCGCGGCCUGCGUGCUGGUGACGCAGACACCCGCCCUGCGCCUGCCCGCCGCCUCCUUCCCCGCCAGGAUGGUGUUCGGGGCGUGGCUGCUGACCGGGCUCGUCGUCAGCGCGGCCUAUCAGGCUAAGCUGUGGAGCAUCAUGUCGCGAGACGACCGCGUCGGCCUCCGGACGCUGCAGGAACUCGUGGACACGGGGCUGCCCGUCGAACUGCCGACGCUCAUCGCCGACGACCUAGUCUUCUUGGCCAAGUCCAACGACACGUUCCAGACGCUCUUGAGUCGCGCCACCUUCCAGAUGAGCCUUCCGGACACCAUCCGGGAGAACCUCGACGGCAUCGAGAAGAUCAUCCUCCAGGACGAGAGCCUCGCCGUCUACGUGGCGUCGCUGCGCCACCCAGACGGCACGCUGCCCGCCAUGUACCGCGUGCCGGGCUGCUUCACGAGCUACAUCGGCAACUACUUCGCCGUCCGGAAGGGCUCCCCGCUGCUGGGCCGCCUGGACACGGUGUGGAAGCGCCUGUACCAAGCCGGCAUCCUCCGGUUCCUGCUCAAGGACAACGAGCGCCUCGUCAAGGCCAUGUCAGCCAAGCCGAUCCGGACCAAGGGUCGCAAGCUCGGCGUCCACGACCUGCAGGGCUGCUUCCUGGUGCUGGCCGGCGGCCUGACCCUGGCGCUGAGCGCGUUCCUGGCCGAGCACGUCGCCGUCAACUUCGUGCCGCUGCGUACCUGCCCGAGGAAAUUGAGGACCCUGCGACGAGGGCGAGCCCAAGGGCGAGCCCAAGGGCGAGCCCGCAGGCCGCACUGGCUGUUCAAAUUCAAGCGUCGGUGGGGCGCAGCCACGGCCGAAAGGAACAGAUUUUUUAAUAAACUUCAAGAAAAAUAAUUAUUCCAUCUGCCUGACAUUUAUUUUAAUCAA